UUAGAUGCCACCUGUAAUCCAAUCGAAAGUGACAUCUUUCAACGUCGAUAUAUAUUUGACUGUUUGUGGCUCUCCACCCGCACUAUCUAUGCUGUCUUCGAACACCACUUUUUAAUAAAUCAACGGUUUUGUAUACUUAUCCUCUAAGAUAAAUACUAUAACUAAAAUCAAUUCCUUCGCAAAUAGGCAGCGAUUCUUCAGAUGCCGAUCGUUGCUCUUUCAGAAUGAGUUUGACAAGGCUGCCGUAUACGACACAGCCACGUGUACCAAAGCGUUCGUAUUUAAAUAGGCGCACUUUUCGUUCGAUCAACACCAUUGAUGAAACGAAAAUUGAUUUCUGUCAAAAUGGGAAAUUCGAGUGCGGACGAUAAGCCUGAAGUUCGUCCGCCCAGGAGACGAGCGCUUACAAUUCCGCUGCCGGAAGACAGAGACGAUAUCUAUAUCAAAACAGUCAUACCAGAACAGAAAGGACUCCUACAGAGCAUUUUCCAUCAGCCAAAGCCCAUAAUAAGCAUCAAAAAAGCAUCGCAGCAGACCCGCAAUCAACGCCAGUCGCCGCUUUGCCGGCUGCCAUACGAGCUUCGACUGUUGAUCUGGCGCGAAUAUCUCGGGGGCCACCGAUGGCACAUCCGCCGGGGCAGCAAAGGCCCCCGCGGCAGCGAGUGCAAUGGGGAUCACACCGUCACCGAGAUCAGCGUGGUUGAUCGAAGUGAGUUUACAGGCCGAGUGAUCCCCAGUAAUUUGAACGCGGUGGGCAAGCUGCCUCUGCUGCAGUCUUGUCGCUUGAUGUGAGUUGCUCCAGGGCGAUGGAGGAGACGAU
Molecule: messenger RNA, 820 nt
Organism: Aspergillus wentii DTO 134E9
Lineage: Eukaryota; Fungi; Ascomycota; Eurotiomycetes; Eurotiales; Aspergillaceae
Exons: 1
Source: RefSeq, a predicted model, not a curated record